AUGAGCUUUGAAGCAAAAGCAAAUACAGCCCCUACCAUGACAAGCGCCGUCCUCCAUCGAGACACCCGCUUCGUUCCAAAAAAGGCUGUAGGCGGCAAAGGCAGCUACCUCCUCCUCGAAGACGGCACCAAGUUCCUCGACUCCACAGGCGGCGCAGCUGUUUCCUGUUUGGGCCAUGGCCACGAGCAAGUCGCUCAAGCAAUCAUGGAGCAGUUCAAGAAAGUCGAGUACUGCCACACUGCGUUCUUCGGGACAGAGGCUUCCGAAGAGCUCGCCCGUUUGCUUGUCGACUCGACUGGCGGGAAGUUGUCCAAGCUGUUUGUCGUCAGCUCUGGCUCUGAAGCCGUUGAAGCAGCACUCAAGCUCGCCCGCCAGUACUUCCUCGAACUCCCAACUCCCCAACCGCAACGAACACGCUUCAUCGCCCGCAAACCCUCAUACCACGGCACCACACUAGGCGCCCUAGCAGCUGGAGGCCACGUCCUCCGCCGCCAGCCCUUUGAGCCUAUACUAUCCCAAAACACUUCCCACGUCUCACCAUGCUACGCCUACCGAGGCAAGAAAGACGGCGAGUCAGACGCGGAUUACGUCGCCCGACUUGCGGACGAGCUGGAUGCUGAAUUCCAGCGAGUCGGUCCGGCUACCGUCUGCGCAUUUAUCGCGGAGCCUGUUGUUGGAGCGGCCCUAGGCUGCGUCCCCGCCGUACCAGGCUACUUCGCCGCCAUGAAAUCCGUCUGCGCGAAGCACGGCGCCCUCUUCAUCCUUGACGAGGUCAUGAGCGGCAUGGGCCGCUGCGGUACGCUCCACGCCUGGGAACAAGAAGGCGUCGUGCCCGACCUCCAGACCAUCGGGAAGGCGCUGGGCGGCGGAUACGCGCCUGUUUCGGGCCUCCUGAUCUCAGAUAAGGUUGUACAGGUUAUUGACAAGGGCACGGGUGCGUUUCGGCAUGGCCAGACGUACCAGGGGCAUCCGGUUUCCUGUGCGGCUGCGUUGGCGGUGCAGAGGGUUAUUGCGGAGGAGAACCUGUUGGAGAAUGUGAGGGUUAUGGGGAAGUAUUUGGAGGAGAGGUUGCGGGGGGCUCUUGGGGGAAUGAAGUAUGUUGGGGAUAUUCGGGGGAAAGGCUUGUUUUGGGGGAUCGAGUUUGUCAAAGACAAAGAGACGAAAGAACCCUUUGACCCGAAGACCGCGCUGGCGUUUAAGAUCCAGGAGACAGGGUUGAAAUCUGAGUUCGGCAUCUCGCUGUAUGGUUGCACGGGGACAGUCGAUGGCAUUCGCGGCGACCACGUUAUCAUUUCCCCAGCUUAUAAUACUACGAAGGAGGAGAUUGACAUUAUCGUCGACACGACCGCAAAGGUCCUUGGCGAGGUCUUUGCUCAGGUUUAG
This is a messenger RNA of Aspergillus mulundensis, 1383 nucleotides long. RefSeq names its product aminotransferase, class III. The record is from RefSeq and is a predicted model, not a curated record. Lineage: Eukaryota; Fungi; Ascomycota; Eurotiomycetes; Eurotiales; Aspergillaceae. The coding region runs from base 1 to 1383 and encodes 460 amino acids. Gene Ontology annotation, cellular component: cytosol. Gene Ontology annotation, molecular function: transaminase activity; pyridoxal phosphate binding. The transcript has 5 exons.